CUCUCGUAUCACACAAAAUGCUCAGAUAGUUUCUCUCGAAUCUCUCAACAUGACUGUACACCGCCUGGCCUCUGCAGCCAUACAGCUUUCCUGACGCAAGCCUCUUGUCCAAGCAGUGGGUCUAGGAAAUCCUGGUGCGGCAAGGGUGUUAGCCAGCAGGCACCUUCCUGUCUCAUGGGCGCAAGGGAGUGAGAGGCUGGUGGGGCCACAAACGACUGGGGCCUAUGGUACUACAGGUGCGUGUUUAUAUAUCUUUUCCGCCCUUCCGUACUCGCCCGCUCCGUUUCCAGGUACCGCCCUGCGACACGUUUCAGCCGUCGCUUGGCGCUUGUCCCUCCCGACGCGUUGAGCGCGUUUCACCAGAAGUGCCGUCGGUCGGCCACUUCCAACAGUGGGCAUAUGUACAAUGCUAUCCACCGCAUAUCAACCGUGGGAUCUUUCAAGAUGCAUCGAUGAGGCCUGAAACUUCAUGGCCCAAUGACCUAUAUGCGCAUGUUGGUUUCCCCGACCCGUCAACCAGGUCGGGUACUUAUCCCGAGGGCCACGAAAAGGCCUGCACCAGGACCGAGCUCGACAAGUGCGAGCAACGGCCCUUCCCUCGAGACCUCCUCCCAUCCGCUCCCCGCUCUCCCCAUCCUCUCGACAAUUACAAUGCAGCAUCACAAAGAAAUAGGAACGAAACGAAGAAAAAUGAAGAAAAUAAAAAAGAAGAACGGACCUAUCGCGGUCCCGCAGAUAUUGAACCCACGACACGCGAGAAGAGACACCCGGCUAGCGAGCACCUCCCCUCCAGACGACGGCGACCAGCGCACACCGCCCACCUCAAGCGCAUCGACACUGAGGGGAGUCCCGUUCUUGGUCACUUCAACCCAAGGCGGAGCACUGUAAAAGGAUAAUCAGCUGCGGUGACGAUCUCAUAGAAGGGGCUAACCUGAUCUUGAGCAAGGACGUGAACCGGCAACCCUAACGGCGCUGCAUGGCAUGAUGAAUGGAUAGCGUGAGUAGAUGGCGAUGAAAUAAAGGGCGUUGCUCACCCAGUGGACGCGAAAAGCCCGCUACCUGCAAUUGAAAGGAAGAAACCUGUGAAACAAAAGGGAGAAGAGGAAGGAAGAGGAAGAAGUGAGGAGAGGGCAUUCGCGCGAGCUGGGCGGAUGUAUAUAGGCAUGG
Molecule: messenger RNA, 1167 nt
Organism: Laetiporus sulphureus 93-53
Lineage: Eukaryota; Fungi; Basidiomycota; Agaricomycetes; Polyporales; Laetiporaceae
Exons: 3
Coding region: 225-896 (223 amino acids)
Source: RefSeq, a predicted model, not a curated record